This is a messenger RNA of Diversispora eburnea, 708 nucleotides long. Lineage: Eukaryota; Fungi; Glomeromycota; Glomeromycetes; Diversisporales; Diversisporaceae. The record is from the annotation of a GenBank genome assembly.
AUGUCUUCGUUAUAUCAUUCCCAUGAUAAUUAUUAUCCCCAAGAACGCACACAAAGUCCUAAACUUGAAUCGAGUUCCUCUUCUGAUUCAAUUAAAACCAAAAGAAAAAGAUCCGAAGGUGAUGUACCAGACCAAGCACUUCAAUAUGCUACCAUUGAUAUGGUUAGAUCACUUCAGGCUCAAACUCCAUCUGGUAUUCCAGAUAACUGGCGAUAUAGGCUAGAGAUUGUUCAAGAGCCAAUGCGAGCACGUAUGUGUGGUUUUGGUGAAAAGCCAGUCGACAUCAAUAACUUUGACCCAGGAUUUUUUACCAUUUGUGCGGUCCUAUAUGAUUAUAGUUCGAACAAAGAAGCUUCGAUAGUAGUUCAUCCACCCUCUAGCACCAAUAUAGGCAACAUGUCUCAACAAUUAGGCAUGAAGAAUCUAGUUGGCAAUUGCCUCGUAGAUGGAAAACGUCUUAAAGAUGCUGAAGGAGAACUCGGUAUCUGGUUUGUUUAUCAGGAUCUUAGUGUCCGUACUGAUGGCAUUGACCCUAUACCAAUAUUAGCGACAGCUAACUCGCGACCCUUUACCGUUUAUCCCCCAAAACGAUUUCCUGGAAUGAUCGAGCCUUCGCCACUUGCCCGUUGUUUCAGUAAGCAAGGGAUUAAAAUCCCUGCUCGAAAAGAGAACAAGAAGUCCGAAUUUAGCCCUGAACAAGAGAGCUAA